AUGAACGUGAGGACCCCGCCGAGGCUCCUGGACCUGGCAGAAAGCAGCCUGCUGAGGAACGAAGCCUUGGCCAUCUCUGCUCUGGACCCUCUGCCCAGGGAGCUCUUCCCAGCACUGUUCAUGAAGGCCUUCUACAGGAGACGCAGCCAGACCCUGAAGGCCAUGGUGCAAGCCUGGCCCUUCGUCCGCCUGCCUCUCGGGGGCCUGAAAGACGUGGCUCGUGUUAGGGUCGGGAGGCCCAUACAAGCCGUGCUGGAAGGGGUUGAUGUUCUGCUGGCCCAGAAGGUUCGCCCCAGAGGCUGCAAUCUGCAAGUGCUGGAUUUACGGAGCACUGGCCAGAACUUCUGGAUCAUGUGGUCUGGAUCCAGUGAUGACGUCUACUCAAGAUCACAAAUGGCACCAGUGGCUGAGGUCAGGUCAAGGACAAAGCAGCCGGUGGCCCCUUUGGAUGUGUUCAUAGACCUUUGCCUGAAGAAAAGGACCCUGGAUCACUUCACCACCUAUCUCCUCAGCUGGGUGGAACGGAGGAAAAUUUCCAUACACCUGUGCUGUAAGAAGCUGAAGAUCUCUGCAAUGCCCAUGGAAAAUAUUAUGAAGGUCCUGGCUCAGGUGCAGCUGGACUGUAUCCAGGAGGUGCAAGUGAACUGCACCUGGCAGCUGUCCACUCUGGCCGCGUUUGCUCCUCUCCUGGGCCAGAUGAUCAAUGUGCAGAGACUCUAUCUCUCCCACAUCCAUAGGUCCGCCCUUGAGGAGAAGGAGCAGCAGCAUGUUGUCCAAUUUACCUCUCAGUUCCUCAGGCUGCACCACCUCCGGGAUCUCUAUAUGGACUCCCCCGUCUUCCUCAAAGGUCACCUGGACCAGAUGCUCAGGAGCCUGAGGAACCCCUUGGACAACCUCAUAAUAACUAACUGCCAGCUAACAGAAUCAGACUUGACCCAUCUGUCCCAGUGGCCACACAUCAGCCGGCUCAAAGGCCUGGAUCUGAGUGGCAUCACGCUGACCCAAUUUACUCCUGAUCUCCAAGUUCUGCUGGAGGAAGUUGCAUCCAACCUCGAGGAACUGAAUUUAGAGCAGUGUGGGAUCAUGGACUCCCAGCUGGAGGCCAUCCUGCCUGCCCUGAGCCGCUGCUCCCAGCUCAGGACCAUCAGCCUGUGUGGGAACCUCCUCUCCAUGGCCAUCAUGGAGAAGCUGCUGGGUCACACCGCCAGGCUGUCCAGUUUAAAGGAAGAGUUUUAUCCUGCCCCUCGGGAGAGUUUCAGCUCUGGUGGAGCCCUCCACCUGGGGAGACUUGCCCAGCUGAAGGCGCAGCUGAUUGAGAUGAUGAGGGGCUUUGGCGGUCCCAGGACCAUCUGGCUCAGCUCCAGCCCGUGUCCUCGCUGGGGCAAUAAGACGUUCUAUCAUGAGGAGCCCUUUCUCUACCACUGUUAUACACCUGCCUAA
Messenger RNA from Sus scrofa (pig), 1440 nucleotides. Its product is annotated as PRAME family member 15-like. Gene Ontology annotation, biological process: positive regulation of cell population proliferation; negative regulation of cell differentiation; negative regulation of DNA-templated transcription. Lineage: Eukaryota; Metazoa; Chordata; Mammalia; Artiodactyla; Suidae. The record is from RefSeq and is a predicted model, not a curated record. Gene Ontology annotation, cellular component: cytoplasm.